AUGUUGCAAAAGAAGAUACCAAUGUUACCUACAUUAAUCACAGAAAAUAUUGGAUCUCUUAAUCCUGGAGUGGAUCGACUAGCAUUUUCCAUGCUCCUGGAUCUAAAUGUUGAUGGGGAUGUUGUAGACCGUUGGAUUGGUCGCACUGUUAUUCAUUCUUGUUGCAAGCUUUCAUAUGAACAUGCGCAGGACAUCAUUGAUAGUGCUUUCAAUUUUGAGAGUUCAAGCUUUCAUGAAGAUGCCUAUCCUAAAGUUCAUGGCCGUUUUGAUUGGCCGGAUGUUCUUACUUCUUUGAAGAGUCUCUAUGAAAUUUCAAAGGUGUUGAAACACAAGAGAUUUACUAGAGGGGCUCUUCGGCUUGAUAACCCCAAAAUUGUUAUUCUGAUUGAUGAUAAUGGCAUCCCUUAUGAUAUUACAUUUUCUGAACAGAGAGAAUCAAAUUUUCUAAUCGAGGAGUUUAUGCUUUUGGCCAAUACAACAGCUGCUGAAGUAAUAUGUAGAGCUUAUCCUGAAGUUGCACUACUGCGGAGGCAUCCUGAACCUAAUAUGCGGAAGCUCAAAGAGUUGACUGCAUUUUGUCAGAAGCAUGGUUUAAAUUUGGAGACUUCUUCAUCUGGUCAUAUCCAUCGGUCCUUAGAGCAAAUAAAGGAAAAGCUCAAGGAUGACCCUGUGCUUAAUGAUAUACUUAUUUCCUAUGCUACAAAGCCAAUGCAGUUGGCUUCUUACUUCUGUAGUGGUUAUUUAAAGGAUAAUGAGCAUGAGUGGGGUCAUUAUGCACUUGCUGUCCCUUUAUACACUCAUUUUACAUCACCUUUACGUCGAUAUUCAGAUAUUGUUGUCCAUCGGACACUACUUGCUACGAUAGAGGCCGAAAACAUUUAUUUGAAGCAGAUGGGAAAGGAAGUUGGAGGGAAGAAAAGAUGUUUCACAGGCAUCAACUUUGAUAAAAAUGCUGCAGAAUCUGUUGAAUGUAGGGAAGCUUUAUCAGCUGCAGCCUUGAAGCAUAGCGUUCCGAGUGCUAGAAUACUUGCAGAUAUUGCUGAUCAUUGCAACGAGAGGAAGAAAGCUAGUAGAAAUGUUAAGGAUGCCUGUGAUAGACUUUACAUAUGGUUUAUCCUGAAGCAGCAAAAGGUCUUACUAUCAGAAGCAAGAAUAUUGGGACUAGGCCCAAAGUUCAUGUCAAUUUAUAUUCAAAAGCUUGCGGUUGAGAGGCGCAUAUAUUAUGAUGAAGUUGAAGGUUUGACUGCUGAGUGGCUCGAGGCAACAUCCACACUGGUGCUUAGCAUAUCUCCUAAUAAGCGUGUUUUUAGGAGAGGCACCACUAACAAAUGGAGGGCAUUGUCAGAAGCUGUAUUGAUUGCUUGUCCGUAUGACCUGAAAGUUAAAAUAAAUUGUUGUAAUCAAAAUGAAGGGAUGGGAGUGGAUUCUGUUGCAUCUGACAUGAACACUGAAAUUAAUCCUGCAUUUUUUCCACUCACCGUGCAUCCUCUUUCAAUAAUUCCAGUUGCACUUCAUGCUGUUGGUGGUGAUGCUGGGCCUCUUAAUUUUGGAGUGAGGCUUUACAUGAGCUCUUAUUUUGAUUAA
Lathyrus sativus (Indian pea) is the source of this 1584-nucleotide messenger RNA. NCBI's taxonomy places the organism in Eukaryota, Viridiplantae, Streptophyta, Magnoliopsida, Fabales, Fabaceae. The record is from the annotation of a GenBank genome assembly.